AUGGUUCGCCCCCACAUCCGCGACCUCGGAUACGGACCGGGCUACUACACGCCAGGAGCAAAGAACUCAAUCCUUGAUGUACCGGGAGUCCAAGUCGGCCAGAAAACAAUCCACGAUGAUGACAAUGGCGUACAUGUCGGGGUCACGCUCAUCUACCCUCGUGGCACCAAGAGCACGCGCCUGCAGCCGUCAUACGCCGCCAUACAUACCUUGAAUGGCGGUGGUGAGAUGACGGGGACCCAUUUCAUCCAGGACUGGGGCUUCACAAGCUCACCCAUCGCCUUUACAGACUCCAUGUCCUGCGGAGCCGUGUACCAGGCUCUGACCAACUACAGCUUCGAGCUCUCGCGGCGUCUCAAGGAGUCCGCGGAGGCAAUGUACUCCCACCAUGGCUGGCCCGUCGUGGCCGAGACGUGGGGCGGCGGCAACACCGACAUCCACGACUUCAAGUCGACGCUGAAGUACGAGCAGGUUGUCGAGGCCAUUGAGGACGCGGCCACGCGCGAGCGGGUCCUCGAAGGCGGCUAUGGUGGUGGUACCGGGAUGCUGUGCCUGGGCCACAAGGGCGGCACUGGCACCAGUAGCCGCCUCGUCCCCCGGGCAGGAGACGGCGAGGAGGACUUCGUCGUUGGCGUGUUGGUGCAGACGAACUUUGGCGAGAAGUCAAUGUUCAAUAUUGGCGGAGUGCCGAUUGGGAAGCUGCUAUUCCGCGAUGAAGUGCAAAAGGGAAACGCUGGGAGCGAUCCAGACCGGGAGGAGAGAACGGGAUCGGAGGGCAGCAUCGUUGUCUGCGUCGUGACCAACGCGCCUCUACUCCCGCACCAGCUGAAGCGGGUUGCCGCUCGCGCCUCUUUCGGCAUUUCGGCCGUCGGCGGGUUGGGCACGGGCUACAACACGUCCGGCGACAUCAUCAUCGCCCUGUCGACCUCGAAAGACUGCGAGCCGCAGGUGCUGAUGAAGCAGCCGUGGCAGCGACCAAGCCCCGAAACCAAGAGCACAGCGGGUGGCCGGCCUUCGGCCCCCGACGGGCAAGUCAGCGGUGGUGGGUUCCGGCGGGAUGUAGAAACACAGACCGUGCAGACAGUCGUGCACAGCUCCAUCGAUGCCCUGUUCGUUGCGACGGCUGAGGCGACGGAGGAGGCGAUCCUGAACUCCUUGUGCCAGGCUGAGGAUCUCAAGGCGUGUGAUGGCACCGUUCACAGGGGCUUGAAUGUCGAGAGAGCCCGUGAGUUGCUGGAGCAGUACAGGGUGAAAUAG
This is a messenger RNA of Neoarthrinium moseri, 1257 nucleotides long. RefSeq lists its product as uncharacterized. Lineage: Eukaryota; Fungi; Ascomycota; Sordariomycetes; Amphisphaeriales; Apiosporaceae. The record is from RefSeq and is a predicted model, not a curated record. Bases 1 to 1257 code for a protein of 418 amino acids. The transcript is spliced from 3 exons. Gene Ontology annotation, molecular function: aminopeptidase activity.